AUGAUAUUUUAUGCUAAUAAGCAACAUGAAGAAGAUAAAGAGGAAUGUGUUGUUGUCGAUCGACGACAAUAUUAUCCGAAUCGGCAAGAAUACCAUGCAAUCGUAAAACGAGGACAGGUGACCACGCCAAAGUAUGAGUCUAGAAAUGAGGAAAUGUCAUCGAUCGAUUUUCGUACUGUUGUACUUGAGCAGAUAGCAAAGAAGAAGAAGAAAAAAGAUAAAAUGGCAUAUUUGAUAAGCAAUGAUAAUAAGUUAAUGGAACAACAGCGACAAAAUUCAGAUGAAAUUGAUGAUAGGCCAAGAAAUUUCGUCAAUUGUCGCCGACGAGUUGUGGAUGUGAGCGAUGCUAAAACAUGCGCUUUAUUAAUGGCAAAGAUCAAGGAAGCCGCCCAAUCAUCGCAGUAA
Messenger RNA from Loa loa (African eye worm), 405 nucleotides. RefSeq lists its product as hypothetical. Lineage: Eukaryota; Metazoa; Nematoda; Chromadorea; Rhabditida; Onchocercidae. The transcript is spliced from 4 exons. The record is from RefSeq and is a predicted model, not a curated record. Bases 1 to 405 code for a protein of 134 amino acids.